AGAACACAACAAUGGCUGCUCCUCGUGGACGUCUCCAAGGCAAGAAUGCCAUUAUCACCGGUGCUGCAGGUGGCAUCGGUCUCGAAACCUCCAUCCUCUUCGCCCGCGAAGGCGCCAGCGUCCUCAUGGCCGAUAUCUCCGAACCCGCCCUCGAGAAAGCCCAGGCCAAGCUGAAGGAAGUCGUUCCCACAGCUCCCCGUGUCGAAACAAUCAAGUGCGACGUCUCCAAGGAAUCUGACGUGCAGCGCAUGGUGGGCUCGCAGGACAGCUGGGGUGGAACGGACGUCAUUUUCAACAACGCCGGAAUUAUGCACGCCGACGAUGCUGAUGCCAUUGAUACUCCUGAGAAGAUUUGGGACUUGACUCAGAACAUUAACGUCAAGGGUGUGUGGUUUGGUUCCAAGCAUGCUGUGCAGAGUAUGCGGAGGAACAAGAAGACGAGGGGUAGUAUUAUCAACACGGCGAGUGUGGUGGCUUUGGUUGGUGCUGCUACGCCGCAGUUGGCGUAUACUGCUAGUAAGGGUGCUGUUCUUGCGAUGACUCGUGAGUUGGCUAUUGUGCACGCUCGUGAGGGAUUCCGUUUCAACGCCCUCUGCCCUGCUCCUUUGAACACCCCCCUUCUUCAAGACUGGCUGGGCGAUGACCAGGCCAAGCGUUUCCGUCGCGAGGUUCACUUCCCUACCGGCCGUUUCGGUGAGGCCAUCGAGCAGGCCCACGCUGUCGUCUUCCUCGCCAGCGACGAGAGCAGCUUCGUCAACGGAACUGACUUUGUUGUUGACGGUGGAAUGAGCAAGGCAUAUGUCACCCCCGAAGGACCUGCGUUGGCCGCUCCUCAGAACUUGGGACAUUAA
This is a messenger RNA of Aspergillus glaucus CBS 516.65, 851 nucleotides long. Its product is annotated as putative short-chain dehydrogenase/reductase family protein. The coding region runs from base 12 to 851 and encodes 279 amino acids. The record is from RefSeq and is a predicted model, not a curated record. Gene Ontology annotation, molecular function: oxidoreductase activity. Lineage: Eukaryota; Fungi; Ascomycota; Eurotiomycetes; Eurotiales; Aspergillaceae. The transcript is spliced from 4 exons.